AUGAGUGGCACAGGACUCGGAUGGCCCGCUUUAGUGCCACCAUACCGCAACCGCCUUGAAGAGUGGUUUAGCACGCCUGAGAAAUUGUAUGCCUCAUUCGACACGAGGGAAGAGCUUGUAUCAUUGCUUAGGGCUUGCGAUAACACGCUUCUUGAAAGUAGCCUGCAGUUGAUUGCGGAUGCACUUCUUGAAUGGCAUGCAGACAAUGCCCGCACAGUUGCGAGUGGGCGCAGGGAAGCAAGGAGGCGCUUGACAGAGUGCUUGCCCAGUGUCCCGGGAACUGGCCUUAGCUUGCAUGAGCAUUACAAUCAGAUCGCACUUCAGAGUCCACUUGCGUUGCUUCCGGUUCUUCGCAAGCGGAAGUUAGCUACUGAUAGGGUCGUAGAUCGCGGUGCCAGGGCCACUGAAGAGAUACGACUUCGGCAGGAGUAUGCAUUGCGUCUUGCAGCCAUCAUGCAGGAGGCGCAACUGCCGGUGUGCAAGGUGCUUGCAGGGGUCAGCAAUGCCGAGGAAGCCUGGCCACGGCUGUUCGGGACCCGUCGAUCCAAGACAUUGAGGAAUCGCUUUAGGGCUUGGGAUAAGUUUCGGGAAUGGUUGCUUUAUAGCCGUGGCAGAAGUUAUCCGGAAGGGGUAGCUGAUGUGCUAGAUUAUGCCAAUGAACGAUUCCAGGAAGGAUGUGGAAAGACAGUUCUCGAAAGCCUGCAAGCCUCUCUCAGUGUAAUUGAAGGUGUAGGGCGCGUGCCGUCCACGCAGCAGAUAUCUCAGGAUCCCACAUGGCAGGCGCAGCUCAAAAGUUACACAGCCGAUUUGGUUUCGGCGGCACCGCCGGAGCAGCCAGCCAGCAUGCUCACCGUUGCUAUCAUCCUCGCAUGUGAGAUCUUCGUUUGCACGCCUGGGGAGCCUAGUUACUUGAGAGCAUUGGGCUUUGUUUGCUUAUUGAUGGUUUGGGGAUCGCUUCGGGCUGAUGAUGUUCAGGGGCUCCUGCCGCAGACCAUGCUUCUGGACGAGCGAGGGCUUAGCAUUGAUCUCGCGCGGUCCAAGACUACAGGGCCCGACAAAAGGACCCACACCGUCAAGGUCUUCGUGGAACGGAGUAUCUCUCUGACAGGGCAUGAUUGGCUGAAGGAUUUCGAUUUUGAGAGGGAUUAUUUGGUUUUGAAGGCCAAUGAAGGUUUCACGGAACCCCUUGAGAAGUCGGUGCCUUCCUCCACGGUGGCCCUUUACUUCCGCAAAGUUCUCAGUGAGUUGAAGACGCCCAAGCGUGAGGGACGCACCUGGAAGGCCAAUGAUCAGCGUCCGCUGCUCCCAGGAUACACUUCCAGUCAUUUUACGGGCCAUUCUGCGAGGAACUUCCUUAGCUCGGUCGGGGCGGCCAUCGAUGUCGACCCCAGGGAGCUUGAUUAUCUGGGUCGCUGGAAGGUAGGUGGCGAAGGUUCUGCAACCUACAUUCGCACUUCUAGGCAGGUUGUGCAUCGUCUCCAGAGUCACAUUGCUUGUUCUCUUGUCACCGGACAGCCUAAGCACUACAUCGAGGUGGAUUCCAUCAAGGCUUUGACGGACUAUGCAGCUAAGGCGGGGGAGAGCGAAUCUCAGGUUCGUCGCCGUCACACCCUCCUCGAGGGAUCCAAAGGCUUGGGCGGAUCGUGGCCAACUCUGGCAUUGGAAGUGGGUGUUGCGGCACCACCUUCUCCGGUCGAGCAGGUCUCGAUGCCAGGCAGCCGGGGGGAUUACUUCAUCGUUACCUCUCGCACCACAGGCCUGAGGCGUUUGCACAUGUUGGGCUGCUAUGUCAAACCUGAGAAUUGUUACGAUGUAAAAUUUGUCAAUCAUGUCGGCGCGGAGGACGUCGAUAACAUUUGCAAAGAUUGCAAAGCAAGAAUGAAGGCUCAGGCCGGAGAGGAGGAAUCAGACCCCUCCAGCAGUGACAGUGGGAGCGAGUCGAUGUGA
Molecule: messenger RNA, 1947 nt
Organism: Symbiodinium sp. CCMP2592
Lineage: Eukaryota; Dinophyceae; Suessiales; Symbiodiniaceae
Source: the annotation of a GenBank genome assembly